This is a messenger RNA of Ctenopharyngodon idella (grass carp), 6559 nucleotides long. Its product is annotated as toll-like receptor 13. Bases 1578 to 4412 code for a protein of 944 amino acids. Gene Ontology annotation, biological process: immune response; inflammatory response; toll-like receptor signaling pathway. NCBI's taxonomy places the organism in Eukaryota, Metazoa, Chordata, Actinopteri, Cypriniformes, Xenocyprididae. The record is from RefSeq and is a predicted model, not a curated record. Gene Ontology annotation, cellular component: membrane. Gene Ontology annotation, molecular function: transmembrane signaling receptor activity; protein binding. The transcript has a single exon.
GCAGCAGCUACUCUUUUCUCUUUGCCUUUGGUAGUUUAUGAAGGUCUAAGUCUUUUUACAAAAAGAUUGGAAAGAUCCUUACUAAAGGCCUCUCUCUACUCCAGUUUCCUGGGUCUUUAUUUCAUGGAUCUUAUGUUAGCUAUCUGCUACGCUAACCUGUUAAAGCAAGAGCAGAAUAACCAGACUUGUUAUUGUCCAGGAGCUUGUUCUAUGCAAGAAGGUUAGACACUUGGUUGAAAACUACUCGUUCAAGUGUUUUUGCAAUGAAUGGAAGAAGGGAUACUGGUCUGUAAUUUUCUAUGUAUGUGUGUUAGCUGUUAAGAUGUGCAUGUCAAAUUGUGGUGUGGAAAACUGGCCACUGAUGGUGGCUGUUUUAUUUAUGAAGAAUGUGGCAAAGUCGGUUGAUGAAGGAGGAGGAGGAGAGUGAAGAAGAGAGGAGAAGGGGGUGGUAUAGGCUGGCUUGGAUGAAAGGGAGCAGAAGUUGUCUAAGCGCAGUGUUAGAGUAAAGAAAAGAGUAUCAGUUGAACUUUUAGUAUCUAGUGAUGAGAGCUGAUUAGAGGGAGGAAGUGUGAAUGAGACCAAAGAGGAUAGGCGGGAGGGUGAGAGUGAGUAUAGGUUACGUCAAAAGGUGACCUGUGGAGGUCUCCUCCCUCUUCUUUUUAAGCAUUUCAUUGCUUUAAAUGACUUUCAACAUUUAAAUAAUUACUACUUAAAAGCUAUCAAAUGUUUUAGAUUGUCAUUUCAAACCAUAUGUUUUACUUUUUAUUAUUAUUGUGAUAUUUAUAUGCAGAAGAAAACACCAUAAAUAAAUUAACAUCCAGAUUUGUUGUUAGAUUUUGAUCCUAGAAGACUUAGUUUUAGACCUAGUUUUUACUAUUCUGUAAAAUUGAACAAAUGCACUUAGCGAUAGCUUGAUUAUAUUGGGUGUGUAUUAUACCUCUGCAUGAGGAUAAUUGUUGUGAAAUAGCAGUUAGUUGUUGUGAAUUGAUCUGAAAAUAUUGCAUCUGCCACAAUGCACUUUCUUGGAAAUAGCAGGAAAUUUGACAACAAAAAAAAAACUGACUAAAUGAUCUCUCAGAACUUUAAACUUAAAGGGAAAAUACUUUUAUAAUUUACUCACCCUCAUGUUGUUCCAAAAAUAUAUGACUAUCUGGUUACACUUUAUUUCAAUGGUCCACUUUAGACAUUCUACUAACUAUAAGUAACUUUUCAACUACGUGUCGACUAAUUCUCAUUAGAGUAUUAGUAGAUUGUAGACUGUUAGUAGAGUGUAAGGAUAGAGUUAGUAGAAUAAGCUGACAUGUCUUUGCAAAGUUACUUACAACAUGAGGUUAAGUGAUGACUGAAUUUUCAUUUUUUAGUGAACUAUGCCUUUAAGCCCUCAUACAUGUGUUAAAACCACAGAGAAAUAUAAGGCAACUGACUAAGAGUCACACUUUCAUAGAAUUCAGCCAGAGAAAAGGGAAGUUUUUAUCUUAUUCAAAUGUUCUGACAUGGUUAAUUGCCUCCGGUGAAAGAGAGAGACGACGCCUAGACGAGCAGAAUCAUAAGCUGUAAAGAUCAUUGAGGAAUUGAAGAUGGUGCUUCUGUUCUCAUUUCUAAUACUAUCUCUGAAGAUAUCAUGUGUUUCUUCUUGGUCUGCUGGUAAAUGUAUUUUCUACAGUGGUGCGGAAGAGUUUCCUGUUGCUAAAACUUGUGCUGGAAAAACAAACUCUGCCUUCUGCCAUCAUGUCACUGACAUUACAGAAGACCUUCAUAAACUUCCAUCAAACUUACGGAACCUCUGCAUUCAAAUGGACCGAGACUGCCACGGUGCCUUGGCUCCAGACUCAUUCGCACGUUUUGUUUCUCUGGAUUACCUUGAAAUUAAUGGAUGUUUUUCAGAGAUCCCUCCAGAAGCUUUUAAUGGUUUGACAAAUGUAACUUCAUUCAGAUUAAUGAACUCGGCUUUAAAAGACUGUUGUGAGGUAGCUCUUGAUUUCAGUCGCCUUCCCUCACUUAACACAUUGCAUCUUUCACACUAUAGAUUAUCAUUAUUGGCACCAAAUGUUUUUGAAAUGAUUCCUCACUUGCAAAAUUUACUCUUCUUUGAAGUGUGUUUGAAGGAUAUAUCUGAGGUUCUGUGUCGACUGGCAAAUGUAAAAUCACUGAAGGUGUUUUAUCUAAGUGAACAAACAUUAAAUAGACUUCAGUACCCAAACUGUUCAGUUUUCAACACCUCUCAUGGUCACAUAUCUACUGAGUUAAACAUUGAAGAGGUAGGACUGGAUAUCGGAAAAUUAGAGCAUGUAGAUGAAGGAGCUUUGAAAGUUUUGGGAAAUCUGCUUGAAUUUAGCUUUUGUUCUAAAGCAGACUUCCUCAAAGAUCUUUCUUUAAUUGGAGUAUAUAAAAUCAAUACUUUGGUUGUCGUGGUGGAUGUACUUAACAUUGUUGAUUUGUGUACAGCAGCAAAGUUAUAUUCGAUUGAGUCUUUUCAAGUUUUUUAUGAGACUAUUAACUUGCCACUGACUCCUACUAAUAUCUCAAAUGGCUGUGAAGAUGUUAAGACAAUUAUUAUCGGAAAAUUAUUAGUUCCUGUAAACCUCUUAGACGUAUAUUCGUUCUUUCAGAUUUUCAGGAACCUCACUUUGGUUAACAUCGCUAAGCAUGAGCUUAGACCAAAUGACUUCCAAUCUCUUUGUGUUUCAGAUCCACAGAUAGUCAAACAGCUUUCCUUUAUGUUUCUAAGCUCAAAUAAGAUAGAUGAGAUAGUUUCAUACCAAUUUAUGUGUUUCGCAGAUCUUGAAAUUCUAGAUUUAUCCACAGAUCACAUUUCUAACAUAGAAGAUUUUGCUUUCUUUGGAUUGAACAAUUUGAAAGAGCUAUAUCUCUGUAGCAACAAGUUAUCUUACAUUUAUCAACACACAUUCAGUGGUUUAUAUGGACUAAUGGUCCUAGAUCUCCAAGAAAAUCCUAUUAUUCAUAUCGAAUCUAAAUCAUUUGGACAUCUUAUUAACCUUAGCACACUUCUGCUGGGAGAUCUGAACUUCCCACCUGACAUGUCACCAAUCAAGCUGCAUUUAUCUGAUAUAUUUGGCAUAAUUCCAUAUAAUUUGAGUAACAUUUUAAUUAGUUCAGGCCUGAGACCAAUGCAGCUUGUGAUCGGGAGUAAUACUACACUGGAUCAGGCCCUAAACUUGCACAUCAAAGGUCAAUAUGUGACUGUUGAGGACUGCAACAGUUCACUCUUGACAUCUGUAGUCACACUUCAGAUAGAUGCAGCAUAUGUGAGCUGUGGAAAUGAAUUCAUUGGGAAAUAUGUCCAAUCGGUCAUCAGUCUGGAAUUUAACUCAGUGUUCUCAGAUGAUAUUGGAGACUUGGCUGUAAUCAAUCAGCUUGUUCAUUUAAAAACCCUAAAACUGGCAAACAUUGAAUUGACUAAGCAGCCAAACGUGGCCGUAAUGUUUCACAACCUGACGAAACUCCGGACACUGAUCCUGGCGAACUGCAGAUUCUUCUUUCUGGAUGGAAGUCUGACCAAAGAUUUAAAGGCACUGACAGGUCUAGUGCUCAUUCUAAAAGACAACGUCAAUGUUCUUCAAAACUUGGUGGAACAUCUCACUAGUUUGAAAUACCUCUGUCUUCAGGGCUUGGGUCUGUACUGCAGUUGUGAUAAUGCGUGGCUGGUCUCAUGGGUGAAGGACAACAGUAAGGUGCAGGUUGACAUGUUCAACCCCACCAUGAAAGAACUGCAGUGUUUGAGUGACAAUGGAAUUGACCACCUCAACUUUAUUGGUUAUGCUAAGGAGAACUGCUCAUUUGAAAUCGAAUUUGUGUUCUUUGCCUCCACCUCUGCAUUUUUGUGUAUUUUUAUUAUUGUGGUACUGUCAUAUAAGUUUGCAGGCCAAUACAUUGCGCCUUUCUAUCAUAUCGCCAGCGGAUGGUUCAGAGAGGCUUUGCGUGUGAACGGUAAACAUCAGUACCGCUAUGAUGUUUUCGUGUCUUACAGCGCUAAAGAUGAACACUGGGUCAUGGAGGAACUUCUUCCGAACUUAGAGAGGCGCGGCCCUCCGUUUUUGCGUCUCUGUCUGCAUAGUCGGGACUUUCAGUUGGGAGAAGACAUUGUGGAAAACAUCACAGACAGCAUCUACGCAAGUUGUCAGACUCUUUGUCUCAUCAGUCGCAACUACCUCGGUAGCAACUGGUGUUCUUUGGAGAUGCAGCUGGCCACCUACAGGCUCCAGGUAGAACACAGGGACAUUCUUAUCCUGGUCUUCCUAGAAAUGAUUCCGUCUCGCUUGCUAUCCUCCCAUCAUAGACUGGCCCGGCUGGUAAAAACUAGAACCUAUCUGGACUGGCCACAGGACCCAGAGAUGCAUGAGGCAUUCUGGGACAGGUUAUGGUGUAAACUCAGCUCUAAUAAAGCCAACUAGACUUUGUUUCUGUACAUUGUAAAGUUGAUUAAACAAUUGCAAAGUGAGCAAAAUUCCACCGAAAGUUCAAUCAAUAUGACAACUAAUGGAAAAAUGUUUCUUUUUUUUGGCAAAUGGAUGAGAAAAAUUAACUUUAAAUAUAUUUAGCCUACAUGUAAUGUCCAUGUUGUAUUUACUUUUUUAUAUGCUUAAUAAACCUGGUGUAACAUCAAAAAUGAUUCACUGUGCAAACAUGACAAAAUGUGGUAUAUAAAAUAUGUAGCAAGAGUUAACUAUUUCAUCUUUAAAAAAUUAGCACACUUUAAACAUACAUAAAUUGAUGUCUGGAGUAACUACUGAAAUAUCCUUUUCUGAUAAAAAUCAACCUCAGACUAUUUCUGAAUAUGUUCAGAUAUGAGCUUGUAAGACUUGAUUUUCCUGCUAAGACAAAAACUGAGAUCAAGCACCCUGCAAUAAAGCAAUAAAGCUUAUCUGGAGAGAAGAUCUCAAAGAAAUAGCAUAGGACAACGCCUUGCCCUCACACAUCUACAGGAGGCAAUAGCCCUCCCCCCAAAACACACACACCCUCCUUCCUUUCCCCCUGACUCAAGUCACUGAAAGUUCUCCAAGAAGUAUAAUGUAUCUGGUGUAUCUAUUGUUUAUUCCUUUCAUGUUUGGUGUCAUUUUAAAUGUCUUAGUGUGAUUGGUAAAAUGGUCUCAAUUUCACAGCAGUCACUGGUAUUAUGAAGAAGAUUAAAAACUAAGGAGAAUUCUGUCCUCCUUUUGGGUGGUGUCACUUGUGAAAACCCACUCCUCUCCCCCCAAAACAGGUGUUGGUGUAAUAAAAAUGUACAAUCCUUUUGUUCUGGUCUUGGUAUAUAAGGUAAAGUGCAAAGCAGUCAGGGGGGAUCAUCUGUAGCCAGAAGCCCCCGUGCAGAGAUGGGCAAAUGUCUGAAGACAUUCACACAUCACUGUAUGUAUAUGCAUUUCUUUGGGUAAUUGACGUUAUGCAUUUAUUAUUUCUGAAUUGGCUUCUAAUUGUCUAACUGUAAUGUAAUUGGCAUGAUACAUUUUUACUUGACAAAUAAAAUGUUAUAUUUGGUUUAUUCUGUAUUAUUUUUGAUUCAUUAUUUCUAGUAGAUUAAAGCGAAGGUAUUACCGCAAAUCUGUGUUCAGGAUUGAUCAUACGGAAGGUUUAAUAGAUGGAGCAUAGGGCACAUCAAUUAAGUCCAUUUCGAUUUCUGACUAUCGCUGCCUUAAAUAAGUUGCAGUUUUCGUAAAUAUAUAAAAACUAUGCUUUUUGUUACGAGUAAGCAGAGCGCGACCGACUUAAAGGUAGAUAUUUACCCUGCAUCCAAUGUUUAAGGUCAGAACUGACGAGUUUGUGUCCGGGAAGAGCACUCAAGUCGGCCGAAGUGACUUUUCUAAAGCGAUACCUGGACUGCAGUGAACGAAUAAUUGAAGAUAUAAGAUAAUCAGAAUAAUCAAAAAUCUAAAUUAAUGCAUAACCAAUGAUUCAUUUCUAAUUGGAAACACAACCUAAGAAUGAGAAUCAUUUGAAAUUGGAGUCAGAUUAAACGAGUGAAAUUAAAUAAACUUCACAGAGGCGCUGAAAAGACAUACACGCGUUAACCUUCGCCCAGGCCGUCGGAUUCCGUUUUUGGGCCGAUGCGGGGUUCCUUACAAGCUGCUCUUAGGAGAUAUUUUGGCCCAUGCGUUUGUGCAAAUUAGUUUCAGUUCAUGUUUUAAGACGUGUUUUCUAGAACACAUUCCUCAGUGGGGUGGGUUUAAAAGAAACUUAUUCUGUACAGUUUUUCUUUGUAUUUCUCAACUGUAAGCAUGUACAGGUUAAACUAAUCUGAUCACACAUUACUACACACACACACAACACAACUUUUGUAUCCUUUUUUUUUUUUUAAUUUUUGAGUACAUGAUUAAAAACGUCUCAGGUUACGUAUGUAACCGUGGUUCCCUGAGAACCAGGGAACGAGACUCUGCGUUUGCUUACGCUAUGGGGAACGUCACACGUGACCCGGUGUCUGAAAGCCAACUAUCCAACAACUUCAAUCCCUAUUGGCCGGCGACAGCCUAUGACGUAAUAUGGUGCGACCCGGAAGUAUAAAAGGAGCGCCUGGAGAAACAGACAGUGUCUAUUGUCUUGAGGGACU